Gastrolobium bilobum is the source of this 573-nucleotide messenger RNA. RefSeq names its product ras-related protein RABB1b-like. The transcript has 6 exons. The coding region runs from base 1 to 573 and encodes 190 amino acids. Gene Ontology annotation, cellular component: endosome. The record is from RefSeq and is a predicted model, not a curated record. Lineage: Eukaryota; Viridiplantae; Streptophyta; Magnoliopsida; Fabales; Fabaceae. Gene Ontology annotation, molecular function: GTP binding; GTPase activity. Gene Ontology annotation, biological process: regulation of endocytosis.
AUGUUUUUGUUGGAAUAUGUUUUAAUAGGAUUGAGUUUGGAAGUACUCGAAGCAAAGACGACAGGAAAAGCUCAAAGGCAGAGGAAAAGAAAAGCACAAGAAAAGGAAAGAAAGGGAAGGGAUGAUGGGCAAGAGACUUUUAGAUCCAUCACUAGAUCUUACUACAAAGGAGCAGCGGGGGAACUUCUAGUUUAUGACAUUACAAGGAGAGAGACAUUUAAUCAUUUAGCAAGUUGGCUAGAAGAUGCCCGGCAGCAUGCCAAUCCUAACAUGUCAAUCAUGCUCAUAGGGAACAAAAGUGAUAUGUCUCACCGAAGGGCAGUGAGCAAAGAGGAGGGCGAGCAAUUUGCAAAGGAAAAUGGACUUUUAUUCUUUGAGGCUUCUGCCAGGACAGCUCAAAAUGUGGAAGAGACUUUUUUAAAGACUGCUGCAAAGAUUCUUCAGAAUAUUCAGGAAGGUGUCUUUGAUGUGUCCAAUGAGUCAUCUGGUAUAAAAGUUUGUUAUGGAAGACCCCAAAGUCAAGCAGGUUCCAGAUAUGGAACUGUUUCUGCAAGAGGUGGGUGUUGCAGCUGA